This is a messenger RNA of Amoebophrya sp. A25, 9203 nucleotides long. The record is from the annotation of a GenBank genome assembly. Lineage: Eukaryota; Dinophyceae; Syndiniales; Amoebophryaceae.
UGCGAGUAUUUUCCCAGACGAGACUCAAAAUGGGUUUAGAUUGAUGAUACGUGAAUGUAGCUUCUCUUUCUAAGGUUCUCCAGAAGAAACCUGCUUUUAUCGCACUACAGGAAAGAAAUUGGCUGACAGAACUGUGAGGCUUUGAUGCCAGUUUUCUUUCUCAAAAAAUUGUUGUCCGUUAAUAUGAAAACGACGUACAUGAAACACCUAAUAUAACUGGAAUUUAGACAUUUUCAAGAAGCUACUACAAGAAGACUCGUAGAAAUUUGAAUUUCUACGUAUUGUUCACAUCAUUUUUUUUCUAAAAAUAUAUUCGAACAACUAUUUUUCACUGUGAAGAACAAGAUUGAUUCAUCUAAGACUAAGCAACCAGGCGCAAGAAUCAAGAUCUAGAAAAAAGAUGAUUCCUGUUUUGGUUUACCUCUUCGGGGGAGGGUUCUUUGGUGGCAUUGCCAGCGUUGUGGCAGCCAGAGCUGCUCCACCUUCUCCUUCUCCUUCCUCGAAAGCUACCACGGUUGUGGGAGCAGGAGCCCCUAAUGAUAUCACAGCGCGUUCGCUGGACCUUCAUUUGGGUUUUCGUCCUAAAGAUGAUGUUUCUCCGAUUAAGGCGAUCCAUCCAAAUUAGACUAAACAAUUAAUCGGUGUCAACAUGGUCUGUCUUGCCUAUGUCGUCGGUUUCGAUGUUGUGACGCUUCCAAUUUUCCUCAUACUGUUAUAUUUGACGUUUACGUUUAGUUUUUGAAGGUUGGAUGACCUUGGUCAGCGGUUGUCUCACGUCUUCCUUCUCUUUGUUUGGUCUUUCCUAGUUAGAGCUGCGCCGCAACUGUGAAUAGAUAGUGUAGUUGUGAAGUUCCCUUUAGGUUGCGAUCCAUCCAAAUCUCCUUUCCUCUCUCUCAAUCUAAAUCUCCUUUUUCUCUCCUUGAUCCAUCCUCUCAGCUCUCCAAAACAUCAUCUCUCCUCUAAUGUCCAAACGGAAGCACGCGGUACUUCUUGCUCUUCGACGAUCCAUUGUCAGGCUGCGCAUGAGGCGAGCAUUCAGAAGUAUAAAGACUAUCGCAAGAUGAUCCGCUUUCAAAUGCCACUAGACCGAAUGUGUAAGGCUGCUCGCAACGACGCCGGAAAGCUGGACGAGCUAUUUCGACCUUCCUUCGCUCUUCAUUUCGACCGCCUUAUUACGGCUUGUUUAUAUAUAAGAUUUUCUCUUCUAUAUCUUCCUCUGGUCUGUCUUUUUUUCUAGUUAGGUCGGCUCCACCACAAAUAUAAGAUUAUUAUAAUCUUAUAAAAACUUUUUUUGUGUGUUUUAUUUUGUUUCCUAGUGAGGCGUACUAAGUAUUUUGUGUCGUGUUCUUUUUGUUUCCUAGUGAAGAGGCGUGCUCCACCGGUAUUAUCUAACACUGAGUAGGAGUAUACUUGAUGAUAACUACCCUUUUCUCUUUUCUAUCUUCCUCUGGUCUUUCUUUUUUCUAGUCAGGUCUGCACCACCACAAUUAUUUGAUGAUAACUACCCUUUUCUCUUUUCUAUCUUCCUCUGGUCUUUCUUUUUUCUAGUCAGGUCUGCACCACCACAAUUAUUUGAUGAUAACUACCCUUUUCUCUUUUCUAUCUCCCUCUGGUUUUUCUUUUUUCUAGUCAGGUCUGCACCACCACAUCAACUAAGUAACACUGAGAAGUCUUGAGAAAGAGAAUCAUUGUAGACGAUACUGUUAUGGAGAACCUCUAAUAUUUUGGGAAAUUUGAAUGGUGCUUCGGUACACGUGGACUUGGAUUCGGUGCUCCGCGUCUGCCCCAUGUUUCUGGAUGUAGUGAUGGAGAUUUUUUGUCUCUUUAUUGAAUCUGCAGAUGCCCAGCGGGGUCGGUUUGUGCAUGCACUGGCGAAUUGGAAACACAGUCUUCAAAAUUAUGCAGGGCACGAAUCGACUGAAGAAUGUGAAUCAAUAACUCCAUAAUAAGUACUAGCUACUACAAUCAUAAAUUAUUUAAUAAGUAGAAGUGUAACUCCAAAAUAAGUACUAGCUACUACAAUCAUGAUGAUGAUGAUGAUGAUGAUGAUUGCAUGGACUUAGAAGUUGCAAUCAUGAUGAUGAUGAUUGCAUGGACUUAGCAGUUGACUUCUACCUUUAAGAAAUAUUGUUUUCAAAUUGUAUGUGAAGCGUCUUUUUCUAUUGUAGUAUCUAUUUUUCUAACUCAUAGUGCAACAAUUGGAAGCUGCGCAAGCGCAACGAGACGUUCUUGAUGAUAUAACAGAGGAGCAUGAGCUUGAAGCUGCAGUGGACGAUGAAGAAGCAUAUCGUGACGAGCUGGAGAGGUUGGUGGUGGCCGCUAAAGAUUCAGCAGCCGGUGGUGUCAGAUUGCAGAGACAAAUUUUAAGAGCUAUUAUUUUUAGAGGACAUCAACAUCUUCCAUUGAUUCUACUACUUGUUGUAGCAACUUAGUAGAUUUAAACAACUUAGUAGAUAAACUCGAACUCGUGGAGGUCGACACGAGUACUACUUUUUGUAGUGAAGACAAAGAAUGACUCGUGUUGAAAAAUCACCAGUCUGCAGCUCGCAGCUGUCCAUUAUUAUUUACAUAGAGAGAAAGUGGGAUACGCGAGAGAAGUGCUUUUCCUGAACUACGUUCUAAGUUUUCGAAAAGCCGUGAAAGAGAUUGUCGAGCCUGCGGCUAUGGUCGAUGCUGCGCGGACACAACAAGUAGAAGCUGCCCGAGCAGAAAAAGAAUCAUGGAAAGCAGUCUUCGAUGGCGUCAACGUGGUUGUGGAAAAAGUUCGAAACCUCGUCUCGUCUGGGAAAGCGUACUCAACAAUCACUGAUGAAAUAAAAAUUGGGAUAGAACAUAUGUUUAUGUACCAUUACCUUUUUUCUAUCUUUCGUAGGUAGGUUGGCUCCACCACAGAUGUGGACAUUCUAACUUGUAAGUACUAAAAACUAAAACCUCCAUCUUCAGGCAACGGCUGACCGCCCAAGAGCUUACAAACAAACAGACUCCACUAAAUACAGAUCUUCCAAUAAAUAAACAGACUCCACUAAUUACAAACAAACCAAUAGAUAAAUGUUGUCCAGGCUUUUGCCAGAUUUUAGAUUUUACCCCUAUUUUGACCCCUAUUUUGUCUCUAUUUUUUAAACCUUGAUUAGUACUAAGCCUUGAUUUUGUAAUUUUUUUAUGUCGUUUAGAGGUAUCUAUUGAUUUUUUUUAGCAACAAAAUAAAAGUGUACUUUGUACCUCCAUCUUCAGGCAACGGCUGACCGUCCCAGAGCAUGCUCAAAGUGUUGCGAAUUUGAUUUUGUAUACGCUGGACUGGGUUACGGAGAGUAACGGUGUCGCGGUUAUCAUGGAGACGAUCGUUAAACGUCUCGAAAACGCGAAAAAAAAGUUCAAAGAGGACAGAGUCGAAGGACAGAAAAAAUUACAUGAAGUGUUUGAAACCUUUCCGGACGUUCUUAUUAAGGCUGGUGCAAGAUGAUGAAGAAUAGCUAAAACUGACUAACUAGGUAGUUGGAUUUAGAUAGCAUCAUAGUAAGGCUGGUGCAAGAUGAUGAAGAACAGGAAUUUCCUAAGCACACUGACUAAGUCGUUGGAUUUAGAUAGCAACAUAGUAAGGCUGGUGCAAGAUGAUGAAGAAUAGGAAUUUCCUAAGCACACUGACGAAGUCGUUGGAUUUUUUAGAUGGCAAGAUAGUAUCUUUCUACUCUACUUUUCAACAAAGACCUGCUCUAAUCUAGAAUUUAUUACGGCCUUGAAGGGGAUGCCAUUUACUCGUGAUGCUUUCAAGGAGGCUCGAACACAGUUGCGUCUAGAAGCGACGCUUGUGAACGAAGGAAAGCUCCAACUCGACAGCCUGCAUGGUCGUCGGAAGAGGUACCAGAUCGACAGCAACCAAAAAGCACUGCCGAUGCCGCUGGAGCAUCAUUACGGCUCUUGCGCUACCCAGUGGGCAGCGACGAGUGAAGAUACGAUGAAGCUCCGUGAGAGCAUCAGGCAAGGAAUUCCCCGAACCACGGGAGCUUCUAACUGGAUUCGAACUGCAACCAAAGCUGUGGCAACGGUUCGGGAAGGAACGCAAUUGCGUCCACUGCUACCGCUAUUUCCGAUGACGCCCGACGAUGCCAAGAGUAAUUGGGAGGAAGGCCGUUUUUUGGUACGUGACACAUCAAACACCGUGACCAAAGCCUUGGACCGUCUUAGCAUUUGUCCUUUUCCCGCCAGUGAGAUUCCGACCCCAUUGGAUGUUAGCUACGGUGACGAAACUAUUUGGGGUCGUGCAGCAGAUGAGUGGAGUGCCCAUUAUCCCACUUGGGUCGGGAUGAUUCUCAAAAAAUCAGAUGAAGAUGAUGUCAGAAAUCUGAAUAAAUCUGAAGAAGAUCUGGUAACCGCAUUCCAGAGACGGUACUUGACGGAGGGGACUUGGCUGGGCAAGCGAUUCGAGUGGAGAUUUCUGAUGAACGACAAAAACAAGGAGCCAGUGCCUGCUCAUAAAACGCUGAAUUUCAGGGAUUUUUCAGUUUUGACCUCAGGAGGAGGAGCUCGCUUUUUAGGUACUACAGCUGGUAGUACAAGUGGUGGUGCCAAAGGAGCCGAUGCGAAAGCGAAGAAGAUCGCCACCACUUCGCCUUUAAAGACGCUAACAGAGCUUCAAGCUGGCGGCUCGGAAGAGACCGGAUUCGACUUCACGAUCACAGAACCGCCUAGAUCAAAGGCUGAGGGUACUAGAACUGCUGUUGAGUUCAAAAAAGCUGACCUGCGCAGCUGUGGUUUGUUCGUGGAUCGCAUGUCGUUUGCUUCUGAGUCUUGGUCGCACGCUUGGAAACAGGCUCUCAUCCGUCGCCGCCUGACUGAACAUGAGCUUGGUAAGCAAGCGAUGAUGGCGACUGCAGCAACUGUUGCGGUUGGUGCACGACAAGAAGGAGCAGAAGCGUCUUCAACAGCGAACGCUCAGAAGAGCUGCAGCCCUGCACUUCGCGAAUUCACGAAGGAUUUCCUUCAACGCUGGAGUAAAAAUCGAAACCCGCAAGAGCAGCUUGUGUCCCAGAACAUGUGGUUCGACCUGAAUAUGCUCCGAUAUCACCAGACAGUGGUGCCACACAUCCGAAAGCUAGUGGUAGAUGCUAUUGCACUAGAGCAAGAUGAAACCACGUCGCUUCAAGCAGGCAAGGACCCGGUUGACAACAAGGAAACGUGGAAGAAAAAUCACGUCCUGCUAGCGUACAACAUGCGAGCCAUCUCCCCGAGUCCGAAUACGACAGCAGAAGUGCCAUUUUUCCAUGUUGAUACUCGGCCUGAAAAGCCUGGUCAGAUGUACAAAUGGGUUUUCCAGCAAAACUUUGGGAACAGUGAAAUUGCUUUAGCUGCAAUUCUCGCUACAUUUGCGGAUUUACAAAUCUGUGUUCCCGAACCGAUCGAAGACGCAGGAGGUGUGCCACAAGCUGAGCAGGAAGUGCAAGACGGAGAAAGAGAAAGAGUGUUAAGGGUAAGUAGGUUAAAGCUGUUCUUGUAGUUACCGUUUGUUAUGGCUCUCUCCCUUAGGUGGGGACGGCCAUAACUACAAACGGGAGAACCCACGAACACCAAAAAACAUAGGUCUACCUCUAAGAGUGGUUCAAACGGGUGCGGUGGAUGCAGCAGCUAUGGACGUCGAUGAAGAAGCAGAUUCGUUGGCAAGAGAAGAUGCCGAUCUCAUCGACAAGUAUACGUCUCUGAUGAAAGAGCGCAAAGAAACGGUUGACAGUAUAGAGAAGAUUACUACUAGAUAUAAUUACCAGGUGGACGUGGAGCCUUCUACUACCCUGCAAGCGACAGAAGAAGCAAAGCAGGAGUUUGCGAAGUUUCAGAAAGAACGAGCAGAAUAUCAACUCCUGAUAUCAGAAGAGCGAGAAAAAAUCGAGAAAAUCGACGGUGAAAUUACUCUGGUCGACAGACGGCAAAGAGAAUUGAAUCAGAAGAAGUUUGAGUUGUCUCAAAAAAUGGCUGCUGCCGAUUUCCGACGGUGGGAGGAAAAGCAAUGGGCAGAACAUGAAGCGAAGAUAAAGCAGAGAGGCAAGCAAAUGAAGCGCGACCAUCGCCGACGCAUGAAGCAGCUUCUGAAGCUGCGAGCCGCGGUCUUAGGAACAAGUAAUUUCGGUGCAGCCCCCUCCGAAGGGGCACUAGACCACAACGUAGAUGUGGAACAAGAUCGUGCAGCAUCAAGCGACAACGACAUGAGCUCCGAGAACAACGACUCCUCUUCUGAAGAGUCUCCUGACGAAGGAGAAGCGGAGACCGUUUCUGAGUCCUCCGCGUUGCCGUACACCCUUCGGUACCUAAUCGAAAACAGCCCUUCUUUCCGUGAGAAGUUCACCAACAUGGAGUUGCACGAGGCGCAAAAGAUCGGGGAGAUCGCUUGGAGACUGAUGGUGGCGGAUGUCCUGGAUCCUUCGAGUCUAGACUACACUUUCCAAGACGGCGACGAGACGGAUCCAGCAGGUGCGGUAAGAAGAAUGGGCAAAGCUGCGCCAGAGUACGAAAAAGAUAUCCGCAUGAUCAAUUAAGGAAAUACAUCUUCUUGAGGAAAUACUACAUCUUGUUCUGAGUCAUGAUCUUUGUCCCGUUUCUAAAGGGACGAAACGGGGGCAGCUACCGAGAUGCUCACCAGGAUGGAUCAUUUCCGCUAGUUCUAAAUCAAUGUGUGGACCCCGCUAAAUGAAGAUCCCGCAGAGAUUCAACCUACGUUGGCUUUCAUCAAGCAUCGACAGGUGAAUCUGGAGGGGUCGGGUGAGCAGGGAGUCUACGAUCGGACUCGCAAUAUGGUGGUUGCAGACACGGAUACAACACUUGCUGUCACCUACAUGGAACCAGCAAAAUUGGUGUCUCGGGCAACGAUGCUAACCUUAAGGCCUUUCUAACUUCCCCUAAACCUAAACGUAAAGGAUCAAUGAUAGUUCAUCUUGCUCACAAAGGCAUUCUAAACCUUACACCCUCCUCGUGCUUGUGUUCAGAGGCAUUCAAGGUCUACGAAGCAGGUUUUUUCUAGAAUGUUGUUCUACUUUGUGAAAAGGGAUUUCAUUUUGAGUGAGUAGUAAGACUUUGUGAAAAGGGAUUUCUUGAGUGAGUAGUUCUAAUAAGACCGAAGCCAAGCGAGCAACUGGGAACUUUUACUGACCAGAGCAUUUCGAAGAACAAGUCUUACGUUUUCAAUUCAAUGCUGGCGAUGCACGGAGCCAUUUUAGUUCAUCAAGACGGGGAUUAUGAUAAGCCCGCUUCGACGCCAAAGGCUAAGGCUUCAACAAGGCACCUAUCUGCUACAACUACCACGUUUGAAGCCAAUUAUAAGAAGAAAAUGGGAGCCACAAAGCGGCGGUCAAUCGAGUCGCGCAGUCUUGUUCUCUCUGACCGCUUUGCGAGAAAAUUCAUCUACCGGUUCAUACAGCUUGUUCGGUACUAUGGCGAAAUGAUGCAGACGAGGUUUGGAGGUGGAAAAAACCACAGAGAUGCUGGAUUUGAGCACUCUGCAGACGACUAUGCAGUGAUGCGUCAGUGGCUAAACGAAAAACAGGAUGAAGACUGCAAACGAGCUGAAGUACUAGAUUCUGAAGUUGUCGCUUGUUGUGUUUGUGGAGGUUCUCCAGAUGGCGCUAGUGGCGAAGACAAUGGUCGUGCUGCUGCCCCCGUUGUUAUCCUCGAUGAGCAGGAGCCAUCCUCCGUGUCGUCUAGCUCCUGCACCCCACCGUCGUCUAGCGCCGCAACCGUUCCCACUGCCGCAACCCCUCCUGGAGGUGGUCCUCGUGGUACUGAGGGUCGUGCUGAGGGUCGGGUAAUGUACGUGACGAGUGUCCGCGAUGGCUUCAAUGCUUCUGGGGGUUUACUUGGAGGAUCGUCGGCAGAAGAAGACGAUGGCCACUGUGGCAAUGGCCAUACUUCCAGCGCUAGAGUAGAACCAGAAGUACAAAAACCAACUGAGGCAACUGAAGAGCUCCCUUCUAGCUGUGCCUCUCCUGUAGCGGCUCAUGAUCAUCACGCAGCACGACAGGAUGAAGCCUCUCCUGUGGAGCGUUCUUUUGGUGAUCAACUGAUCACUGAUUUUUCUGCGUCUGCGACGAUUGUCCCCGACGGCUUCAAUGCUUCUGGGGGCUUACUUGGCGGAUCUUCAGAAGAAAAAAACGAUCAUAUUGAGUUUGGUCAUACUUCCAGCGCUAGAGAACCAGCAGUACAGCCAGAUGUGACCGGUCGUGACGAAGAAGAUUUGCCAGCACCCACUCCUGUACUAGGUGAAGAUUCUGAUUUGCCAACUCCUGCUGUCCCAAGCGCGGCUCCACUUGCGCCUGAGGCCGGCGACCACUUUCCAGCUAAUUCGUCAGUGGCCGACGCAGAAGGCCCCUCUUCAGUUGCUCAUGAUCGUCCAGCUCAUGAUCGUCGUCUGGAGGAACACUCCCUUGAUCACGACGACCACGAUGAGGCUUAUAAUCCUCGUCCUGCAAAAGCAGCUCGUCGCGACGUUGGAGACAAUCUCGAAUCCCUAACAGAACCAGCGCUAGCUUCAACACGGGGUCCCAGACAACGUGGAACCAGGAACUCCGGACAAAAACUUGUUAUGAAGAAUAAGUACCCUUGAAAUACAUUCGAAAACUCAAAAUAACCGAGUUGCUGAUAAUGAAAUAAGGGAGGUACUAGCUAGCUUUGACAAGGCUACUCUUCCUUCUCAUCAGUAUCUCGGUUGUUCUGAUCAGUUACUUGCUUAUUUCAGUUUUUCGAAUAUACCGCCUCUCAUCUCAUCGCUUCUGUGCAAUAGGUCUUUCGACUAUCUAAAGGUUAGACACACAGAUUCAUAGACUAUACCAACAAGAUUUUCAUCGUCUUCUACAACCUGAUGUCAGACGCACGUCGAUGAAGUCAGACUGAAUCUUCUUCUUCUUCUUCUUCUUCUUCUUCUUCUUCUUCUUCUUCUUCUUCUUCUUCUUCUUCUUCUUCUUCUUCUUCUUCUUCUUCUUGUACUCGAAAACUCAAAAUAACCGAGUUACUGACUGAAAUAAGGGAGGCGCUAGCUUAAUAUAGCAUCAAGGCUACUCUUCCUUCUCAUCAGUAUCUCCCUUAUUUUAAGUAGUUACUCGCUUAUUUCAGUUUAUCGAAUAGUAAGUUGUAUCAUCUCUACUUCUAACGAUUCGCGGACAAAACUACAGAUCCUAAAAGACUGGAAUUCAAAGCACGUCCGUAACAGUAAGAAGCCUCGCAAGUGA